Messenger RNA from Dermatophagoides farinae (American house dust mite), 932 nucleotides. Lineage: Eukaryota; Metazoa; Arthropoda; Arachnida; Sarcoptiformes; Pyroglyphidae. The record is from RefSeq and is a predicted model, not a curated record.
UCUUUGUGGCAGCACAUCCUUUUCCUCACACACAACACUCUUUGCCUGCAAAUUGAUUGUGGUCUCUCAAUCCAAAAACAAUUUUUUUUUAUUCAUCCAGAAUUUUUUUUCUCCUAUCUUGAUACUUACGCAGAAUUUUAUAUUCACCGCCCAGACAAAAUGAGCGAAGAUUAUACUGAAGCCCCACUUGUCAGCGCUGAGCCCGAUAUGAUUGAAAUCAAAUUAUUCGGGCGUUGGUCAACCAGCGAUGUUCAAGUCUCUGACAUUUCAUUGACGGAUUACAUUGCCGUCAAAGAAAAAUAUGCUCGAUUCUUGCCACAUUCGGCAGGCAGAUAUGCAUCGAAACGAUUCCGUAAGGCUCAAUGUCCAAUUGUUGAACGUUUGACAAAUUCAAUGAUGAUGCAUGGCCGUAAUAAUGGGAAAAAAUUGAUGGCUGUUCGUAUCGUAAAACAUGCCUUUGAAAUUAUACAUCUCCUGACUGGUGAAAAUCCAUUGCAAAUUCUCGUUAAUGCAAUAAUCAACUCAGGACCACGUGAAGAUUCAACUCGCAUCGGUCGUGCUGGUACUGUUCGUCGACAAGCCGUCGAUGUUUCACCACUUCGACGAGUGAAUCAAGCUAUCUGGCUUCUUUGCACAGGAACACGAGAAGCUGCUUUCCGUAACAUCAAGACCAUUGCUGAAUGUUUGGCCGAUGAAUUAAUCAAUGCGGCUAAGGGUUCUUCUAACAGUUAUGCCAUCAAGAAAAAAGAUGAAUUGGAACGUGUAGCUAAAUCUAACCGAUGAAAAAUGACAACAAUAAUCAUGAUAAAUUGUCUCCGGAAACGAAUAAUAAUGUUAUUUUGUUCCGGUAUCGAAUUUGAAUACAACGCAAAAUGAUUUGUACGAUUUUUUCCUUUAUAAUUAAUAUCAUUAAAAAAAAUUCUUUAAAGUCA